Messenger RNA from Trichoderma breve, 1449 nucleotides. RefSeq names its product putative methyltransferase domain-containing protein. NCBI's taxonomy places the organism in Eukaryota, Fungi, Ascomycota, Sordariomycetes, Hypocreales, Hypocreaceae. The record is from RefSeq and is a predicted model, not a curated record. Gene Ontology annotation, molecular function: rRNA (adenine) methyltransferase activity. Gene Ontology annotation, cellular component: nucleolus. Gene Ontology annotation, biological process: rRNA methylation; ribosomal large subunit biogenesis. The transcript has 2 exons. Bases 1 to 1449 code for a protein of 482 amino acids.
AUGUUCGCCGUUCCCGGCUGGUCAGUAUCCUCUGAUGCGCUCAAGGCCGAAAAGCCCGCAGUCGCAGCCAGCAGCGGUUCUGCCAAGAAGCGCAAGAGGACCACCAGAGACGAGCCAGUGACGGCUGCCAACGUCGCCGAUCUGUAUGAGACAGUCGUCGAGGGGAAGAAGCCCAGCGGCGACAAGCCCGCAAAGGAUUCAAAACGCCAAAAGAAGUCUUCCGACGACAAAACCAAGGCUGGCAGCGAGAAAUCGGCAGCCGAGGCUGAUGAUGCAAAGUCACAACAGCAGGCAAGCGAUAAGAAGGGCAAGAAGAGCAAGAAGGAGAGGAAAGAGAGUGCAAACCCAAACCACGUAAAACUGCCAAAGAACAAGGAAAGGGGAAAUCGAUCCAAACCCCAAAACGAAACCACAGCAGCAGCAGCAGCAGCAGUCGAAUCCCCCAAAUCCGAACCCAAAGCCAAAGCCGAGUCCGCAGCAGUUCUACCUCCAGCACCACCCAAGUUGACGCCUCUACAAGCCUCAAUGAGAGAGAAGCUGAUUUCUGCACGAUUCCGCCACCUCAACGAGACGCUCUACACGCGGCCCUCGGAAGAAGCCUUCAAGCUGUUCCAAGAGUCACCCGAGAUGUUUGACGAGUACCACGAAGGCUUCCGCCGCCAAGUCAAGGUGUGGCCCGAGAACCCACUUCAGCUCAUCGCCAGCCCUCUGCCCAGGACCGGCGACACAUGCACCAUUGCCGACCUGGGAUGCGGCGACGCCCGGCUGGCCGAGUCGCUCCAGAAGGAACAGCACAAGCUGCACAUCGACGUCAAGAGCUUCGACCUCCAGAGCCCCAGCCCUCUGGUCACAAAGGCCGACAUCGCCAACAUCCCCAUGGAGGACGGCUCCGUCAACGUCGCAAUCUUCUGCCUCGCCCUCAUGGGCACCAACUGGCUCGACUUUGUCGAAGAGGCCUACCGCCUGCUCCACUGGAAGGGCGAGCUCUGGGUCGCCGAGAUCAAGAGCCGCUUCGGCCCUGUGCGCAACAAGCACGCCCCCGUCACCCACAGCGUCGGAAAUAGGCGCAAGCAGCCCUCCAAGAAGGAGAUGCAGGCCAAGGAGGCCGAGGCCGCUGGCCGCUUCGAAAAGGACCUCGCCGUCGAGGUGGAUGGCCAGGACGACCAGCGCCGCGAGACGGAUGUGUCGGCCUUUGUCGAGGCCCUAAGAAAGCGUGGCUUCGUCCUGCAGGGAGAUGGCCGCGAGGCUGUUGACUUGUCCAAUAGGAUGUUUGUUACCAUGCGCUUCAUCAAGGGUGCAGCUCCUACCAAGGGCAAGGGUGUCAAGCCAGACGACGCUGGCCCAAAGAAAAAGAAAAUGUUUGGUCGCAUGCAGGACGAGGAUGCAGAGGAUCAGGGUGGCGAAACUGAGGGAGCUAUCCUCAAACCUUGCGUGUACAAGAUUCGGUGA